UGCUCGCAAGGAUCCGGGGGUGCGUUGACGGAGGCCCCGGUCUCCAGCAGAUGCUUCAGACUAUCCACCUGCGAGAAAAGAACAGCUCCAGCACCCCUUCUCGCCUUUGUCCAGGCUCCUCUCCGGGGAUCGAAAUCCUCCACCACUCCAAAAACCUUCCAACUCUGAAGAGGCUUGACUUGGCAGCGCCAAGUGCACUGAGUGCACCUCCUGUUAUCACUUUAAUCUCUUCAUCUGAAGCAUCCUGUGCCUUGCCUCAAAGACUUGAAUACCCCCUGUGGAGACAGGAUGAAGUUGACCAGUGAAAAGUUGCCCAAGAACCCCUCUUAUACUUCUCUAUCCCACUUCGCUGCUAAGAAUACAAAAGUCUUCCAGUGGAGAAAGGAAAAGACUGAUCAUUACAGCCAUGCUGAUUUGGUGGAUAAGGCUUUGCAGCUCUUAAAGGAAAGGAUAAGAAGAGGGGAUACUAUGGCAUAUUUCCUCCGAGGUCAACUUUAUUUUGAAGAGGGAUGGUAUGAAGAAGCGUUAGAACAGUUUGAAGAAAUCAAGGAAAAGGAUCAUCAGGCAACUUACCAGCUAGGAGUGAUGUAUUAUGAUGGCCUGGGGACGGUCGCAGACUCUGAAAAAGGAGUGGAAUAUAUGAAGAAAAUUGUUGAUUCUCCAUGCCCUAAAGCAAGACACUUAAAAUUUGCAGCAGCUUACAACCUUGGAAGAGCUUAUUACGAGGGAAAAGGCGUUAAACGAUCAGACAAGGAAGCUGAAAGACUGUGGCUUUUUGCUGCAGACAAUGGAAACCCAAAAGCUAGUGUGAAGGCUCAGAGUAUCCUAGGGCUGUAUUACUCAACAAAGGAGCCCAAAGAGCUUGAGAAGGCAUUUUAUUGGCAUUCAGAAGCUUGUGGCAAUGGAAACCUGGAGUCCCAGGGUGCCUUGGGGCUCAUGUACUUCUACGGACAAGGUAUCCGCCAGGACACUGAGGCUGCCCUGCAGUGCCUGAGGGAAGCCGCGGAGCGUGGCAACGUCUAUGCUCAAGGGAAUCUCGUGGAGUAUUACUAUAAGAUGAAGUUCUUUACAAAGUGUGUUGCAUUUUCCAAAAGGAUCGCCGACUAUGAUGAGGUUCACGACAUCCGCAUGAUAGCCCAGGUCACAGACUGUCUCCCGGAAUUCAUCAGCAGAGGCAUGGCCAUGGCCUCUUUCUACCACGCACGGUGUCUGCAGCUUGGCUUGGGGAUCACAAAGGAUGAGGCGACAGCUAAACGCUAUUAUUCUAAAGCUUGUCGUCUGAAUCCUGCAUUGGCAGAUGAACUUCACACUUUACUUAUUCAUCAAAGAAUUUAGACCACAAUGCAUUUCAACAAAGAUCAUCGAUUCUAACAGCUUAGAAUGAGCAGAACAUGGGCCUCACCUGGAAUGUUCUCGAGCAGCUUCUGCUGUGCCCUCUGCUUUGUUUCCUGGCUGUGCGCUCGGCUUUGUUCUUGGCGUGGGGUUGUUUUUGGCGGCGCCAGCUUCCCAUUGGGCCAAAAAGCAUCCCGGAAAAGGUUGAUGUAGUAAACCAACAUUUGCUCACUGAAAA
Molecule: messenger RNA, 1570 nt
Organism: Odocoileus virginianus texanus
Lineage: Eukaryota; Metazoa; Chordata; Mammalia; Artiodactyla; Cervidae
Source: RefSeq, a predicted model, not a curated record